Cladocopium goreaui is the source of this 5073-nucleotide messenger RNA. NCBI's taxonomy places the organism in Eukaryota, Dinophyceae, Suessiales, Symbiodiniaceae. The record is from the annotation of a GenBank genome assembly.
AUGGGCGAGGAGUUGGAUGUCUUGGAUCUGAUGGUGAUGUCGAAGUACCUUAACAUGAGCUUCAUGCUUUGCGCAGACAAUCAGAAUCACAACACCCUGAAUCCCACAUCAAUCUUGGAUUACCUCAAAGACUUUGGGGUGGACAUGAGCUCCGAAUUGGCACCAGAAGAUUCUCCAGCGGGUGUGCUGAUUUUGUGCUCUUCAUCGUUUGGAGGACAGGGUAUCAACCACUUUGUCCCUGCUUGGUUUGCAGAAGAGUUAGGAGACGAUGACUUUGAAAAGGUGAGAUAUCGUUCCCUAGCAAGAUAUGAAAAGACAAUGGAACGCUUGAAAAGGGACCAGAAGAGGCAUUCUGCCAAGUUGCGCGUUGAGAAGCAAACGCAUGGUGAUGCUUCUGAUUCUGCAAGCUUGGCGCAACUCACGUUGACCUCUCUUGAGGAUGAAUGGCUGAGGGAGACACAAUGGCGGGAGUUUGAGAUCAAGUGCCACGCAUCGGGCCUCCAUCCUGUAGAUGUCCCUGGCGAUGGCAACUGUUUGCUUUGGAGCAUCAAGUGCUUGUAUGAGAACGACAUUUAUGGCAGCAAAAUCGAUCCAGAGAGCAAAAAGGACAUGGCCGUCAUCAAAGAGUGGAGGAAGCAGACAGUCAAGGCAUGGAAUGAGAGGAAAGGCAUUCCUUGCUGGCAAUUGUUGUACGAGAAGAUGUAUGUCGAUUCUGAUGAGCAGAUGAAAAUUCAUCAGCCCUCCAGUGUGUCCCAAGGUGCCCUUGAACUUGUGAAAGCGGAGGUCGAAGGAUCCAAAGAGCAAGGAUGUGGAAUUCCUCCCAACAAGCAAGGUCAGGAUCUUGGCAACGUUGAUGCUCCAACGUCACAUUGUUCUGAUGGAGCCCAGCAGCCGAAUCCCAAACGGAUUGCACGGGCCCGGGUAGCUCCUGGCUUUGGGGAUUCUGGCAAAGAGAUGGAUGAUGCUAGCAAGUUCUGCCAACCCGGUCCAUCCAAGCCCACUGUCAAGAAGAACGCAUCAAAGACAAAACAACAGAAGAAGCAAUCCAAGUGUUCAAAACAAGACUCAGCUGCCGGGAACGACGACAUUGAGGACUCGCACCAAAAGCAGGAAGGUGAUGACAGUGAGAUUGACAUUGAUGUUGCAGAGAACCUUGCCAAGGACACUGUCCAGGAGAACGGGCCAGCCCAGAAACGGCGUCGUGUCGCCCGAAGAAAGCAGAAAGGUGAUCGAGAGAUUCAGCUGUUAGCCUUGCGAAAGUUUGCUGGGUGCAAAAAGGCUGCGGCCUGCCGACUCGGCUCUUACACUCAGAUGCAGAAUGAGUUAGUGAUGAACACCAAGUCCUGGACUGACUUCUCGUGCAAAGCUUGCCAGUACUUGCUGGAAUCUCAUGGUUUUGAUUCCGACCUUGCUUCGAGGCACACAGCUGCAGCAAUGACUGGGGAAGAUGUUGAAAUAGUAGAUGGUGACAUCAACAUGCCUGACGAUGCGAAGAACAUCUUUGAUGGAAACGAAGAGAAAGGAGAAGCUCAAGAGGAGGAGAACGGUCUCACCUUGGAGCAAUUGGUCAUGUCCAUCUCUCCACAUUUUCAGGUCGUGACGCAGGGAGGGUACAAGCAGCACGUGCCCAUCAGAUGCACCCUUUGCACAUCCAGAAGCCAACCACAUGGGAAGGUUGUGGACGCUGUCUCCAUGCACCCCAAGGAUGUUAGAAAAUUUCUCGGGCAACACUUGCAGACUGAUUGUCACAAUAGAGCAUUGGGUGCACUUGCUGCGAAGAAUGCUGCGCAGGAUGGCGAGCAAACACUUGAAGAGGUACCUUGUGAAGCGGUGAUCCUCAAAUUUGACUUGGAAGCGGAGGGAGCAGCCACCAAACUACAUGCUAUGGUCCAUCAUGUGCAACAGUGGAUGAGUUGGCAAAAGCAGGAUUGCGGCCUCCAGAAGCACAGCUACAAGCUCACCCAGGACUGUGUCGAAAUCCGGCACUCAGAUUGCACGCGCACUGUGGAGGUGGUCAAGGGCGCUCAGAAAAUUUGUGGGCCCUGCAGCAAGCUCACAGACGGUCUGAGCAUCAGACGUAUGAUACACAAGUUUGCUUUGAAGAAGUAUGCUGCAGAGCGGCUCCAUGCUAUGCUCUUCCAUUCCGAUGAGAGGCUGCAGGAAGGAGAAGCCAGGAUGAAAGCUGACCCUAUCUAUGAGUUCUUCAGAACAUCGUUCGACCGCAUCAUGGGCUAUGAUGCGUUGAACCUAAAAAACUGGGUGAGGUCAUCUUUCCUGAGCCUUGAAGAAAGCAGGAGAAGUCAGGCAAUGCAGAGUUUCAUGGAGUCGAUAGUCACGCCCUGUGUCCAGGUCAAUGUGCACGCUGCCCUGGAGGCCAGACCUCAACUCUUGCGAGUCCAAACUGUGUUUGAAACUGCUUUGGAGCAGAGAUCGAUUUCAGACAUGGAGCGCAUCAACCUCGAAAUUGCCAAGUGCAGUGUGGAAGGAAGACUGUCACAGCAUCCUUUGCUUCAAGGUCUCAUCUUGAGCUGCAUCAAGCUGUUGGAAAGAGAAGAGAAAGGACUGGCAAUGACCGGCCGCAAUGCAGCCAACUCAAUCGCUGCCAAUGAUGAGGCCAAGGGCUUGGUGCAAGAAGCAGGUGCCACUCUAGCCAUUCUUGGUUGCAACGCAGAGAUGCUGAAAAGAUUUGGCCAGAGUCGUGCCGUGAAAAGAAGCUUGAAAAACAUGACCGAAUAUGGCUUACCGAGUCCUAUGCUGGCGCUCUCGCAGGAAAGCAAGAUUCGGGAGAACCUGACGCUGAUUGAUGAACGGCUGUCUGCCACCACUGGCAAAUCAGGUAGGCUCAUGGCGUGCUUUGACUGCACAUAUUUGCUGCAGCUGAACAGCCAAUCCUAUGACCGCAAGAAUGAGAAGGUCUCUUUGGUUGGAGGCGCAUGGUCACCUUGGAGUAGUGGCAAUGCGAGCGUCGAGCUGAACGAGGAGAUGGACAUGGCAAGCAUCAAACCAGCCACAGACAUGCUCGAGUUCUUGCUGUUUGAUCCGGGGGCAGAGAAGCAAUUGGCACUUCCUGCAGCAGAAAUGCCAGUCAACAUUGGUGAUGUGGAUGGCAAGUUCAUGACCCAGACUGUGGACCUCUUUAUGGCUACUGCCUUCCCAUACGUGAGGUGCAUUUGCUUUGAUGGCCACGGUUCCCAUCAAGUCAUCCGGUCGUUGUUCGACUCAAAAUUUUUCCGGGAGUUGAAGUUCCAGCCUCUACCACUUCACAAUUUGCCACGUCUCCCGGUGAUGACACCGAGCUUUCAAGGGCAGCCCUACUAUUGCGUUCCAGGACCAUGUCAUGCCAAUAAGAACAGCGGGGGCCAAGCCCAAAGUUCUUUGAGAACGAUGCACCUGGGUCGUUUCUGGGUUGACCUUAGUGGGUCACUCCUAUGUGGAAUGCCUGGUUCUGCAUUUGCCAGGGAUGAUCCUCAGAGCGACAGCCUCCAAGCGCUCUUGGCCAACCCCUUCUUCUAUGUCCACACAACCUCGGGCACACUGAGCAUGAUUCCGAUUCCAUGGAUGAACAGGGGAGCAUUGCUAUGGUCCUUGUCAACGGCUUUGGUCUUCAGUCCCAUGCUCCACAAGGGCAUGUCCUUGAAGGCCAGGACUGAGAUUUCGGUUUCGGGCUACAUUCUCCUCGACCUCUGGUACCUGAUGGGGGCGAAACUGGAAGCAUCCCGUGGUGCCUUUGUGGGUUCCAUGACCAUGGCCAGAGAGACUGUCACCAACUUGCAGAACCUGACGCUGAGUUUGGUGUGCAUUGCGACCUCGAAGCCAGUUACGCUCAGCGAGCUGAGCAUUGAGCAGCUCUUUGGUAGGCUCAGACGAAGGCAAAGCAAUGCCCAGCUUUCCCCGAUGCAAUUCUGGGAGGCGUCCCAACGAGAGAUGUUGCGUGCGUCGAACCAGAGAUUCAAGGACUGUGUCAAGCUGAAGGACAUCAAGCAAGAGCCAGCCCUGACUGAGACGGAGUUUCAAGGCUGCUGUCAACGUGCCUACAAUGCAGCGGUGAAGCUUGCAGCAUGGGCAGGGGGCUACACAGAAGCAUCGCUCAAGAGCUACUAUGAGGAAAGCGCCGCUGCAGGGUGGUUUGAUCAAACUUUUGGCCAUGUCAUGGAGUUUGACACUCUUGAUGAUCCUGAUGAUCCUCAUGAAGCUGAAGCCCGGGACAUGUCUGGGCAUGUCGUGCUCUAUGUGGACGAGCAGCAGACGAUCUGCCUUGGAUUGGUUUUGACGGUUUGGCGCAUCGGCAAGAAGCGCAAGCCGGACUCUUCUGCAUCCUUCGUGGUUUCAGACACCAGCAUUGCCCGGGUUGUUCCCUUGGACGCUCUCAUUGCAGUCCUGGACUGUGAAGAUAGCAAGUUGCAGGAACACGAGCUCAUCGACCGCUGCUUGCUGACAUUGACUGAGCAGUCCGUGGAAUCGUUCCAACAGGCACGUGAGACCAAAGCUGAGGGGUGGAGAUGCAGCUUCGUGGGGGCAGAGGUUCCUGAGAAGGGCAAUGGCAGGGGCCGCAAGAGGAGGGCUCGUGUGGUCAAGCGGACCAGGCUGGCCAAGGCGAAAGCCGCACCUAAGAAGAAGAGCAAGAAAAACAAGAAGAACAAGAACAAGAAGGACAAGAAGGACAAAGGAGGCAAGAAGACCAAGAAGCAGAAGGCCGGCGAGGAAGAGAACAAUACGAUUCCUGCCGUUGCCGCCAACUUCACCCGUUCCAAAAAAGGAGACAAACUGAUCCAGCAACAAAUGGUGGCUCUUCUCAAUUUGGACAUCAGCAAGUUUCCAGACAAGCCUGCCUUUGACCCUGCCUCUGGAGCUUGCAGGUUGAAGAUUGAUGCCGCGAAGGGGCAGUCAUGGCAGAAGGUUGUCGACAAGGCAAGCUUUUACUUCCACAGUAUCUACAUGACCAGGAGCAGACCAGAAUACGGCCAGUCGUUGGAAAAGCAUUUCCAGACUCUCGAGAAGAACCUCAAUGAUGGCAACCGAUCGCCGUGGCUGCGCUUGCUGAGGUCCAUUUGUGAGAUGCCGGAUGUGAAAUGA